Messenger RNA from Gongylonema pulchrum, 381 nucleotides. Lineage: Eukaryota; Metazoa; Nematoda; Chromadorea; Rhabditida; Gongylonematidae. The record is from the annotation of a GenBank genome assembly.
GUUACAAUAGAUACUGGUGGCGCGGAUUUGAAAACCGAAGGUAACAUGUUCGGGAUGUCACGCGAUAAGUAUGGCGCUGCUGUGGCUGCAAAGGAAACAAAACCACGACUGUUUACACUGGCCACACUGACUGGGCACGCAGUACUAACUUAUGGAUAUAUGGCAGCGGCCAUGGAUAAUGGCCCGGCCCAUAAAGAUCGCACUGCUGAGAUGAUCCAGGAUCGAGGCGAUGCAUAUGGACAGCCGGUUGAAAUUUCACGACUUCAUUCGGAAGUAAGGUUUUAUGUUUUACAAAAUUUUGGCCUCAGUGUGGUCGGAAAUUUCAAAAUUUGUUACCUGCUGGCGAGGAAAAACAACAGUUUUGAAAGAAAUGUGAUGUAA